Messenger RNA from Andrographis paniculata, 654 nucleotides. Its product is annotated as FCS-Like Zinc finger 17-like. The coding region runs from base 124 to 582 and encodes 152 amino acids. The transcript is spliced from 2 exons. The record is from RefSeq and is a predicted model, not a curated record. NCBI's taxonomy places the organism in Eukaryota, Viridiplantae, Streptophyta, Magnoliopsida, Lamiales, Acanthaceae.
ACCUCACAAACCUUCUUCAUCUCUCUCUCACUCUAAGCACACCCACACAAUUUUUGUUCCUCUCUCUCACAGUCUCACACUCACUCUCUCUCUCUCUCUAAUAACAAACAGAAAAAAAAAAAAAUGUUGGCAAUAAUUUGGAGCAAGAAAAUUAGGGCUCCUCAAUCUUCCAACCACAAUACUGAAUUAGGUCUCAGAAUCAUCACUACAGACUGUAUUCCAUCUUCCAAUUCCAAUCUCCUCAUCAAAUCCCCAAUCCUAUUCUUCCCCCAAAUCCCUAAAUCCCCAAACCCUACCUGCAGCUGCUUCCUCAAAUCCUGCCAUCUCUGCCACAAACGCCUCAGCCUCGACAGAGAAAUCUACAUGUACAGAGGAGAUUUGGGGUUUUGUAGCGUGGAGUGUAGAGAUAGACAGAUUUACCUUGACGAGAUGAAGGAAAUCGAGAUUUCCACGAAGAAAAUCCUCAAUUCGUUCCGGCACGGCGGCGGCCGCUGCGAGACCGGCAGCUUGGUGGACGAGUUCCGGCAACGGCGCCGUGGGCGGCUUUCGCCGGAGAAACGUGGCCGUGUUAUUUUCUUGUAGUUUUAAUAUAUGAGCAUUUUUUUUUGGCCUUUCUCCUUUUGCUGGGAAUAUAUAUGAGCGUGUUUGUUUUGA